This is a messenger RNA of Oncorhynchus gorbuscha (pink salmon), 3313 nucleotides long. RefSeq names its product protein spire homolog 1-like. The transcript has 16 exons. Gene Ontology annotation, cellular component: cytoplasmic vesicle membrane; cell cortex. Bases 205 to 2670 code for a protein of 821 amino acids. NCBI's taxonomy places the organism in Eukaryota, Metazoa, Chordata, Actinopteri, Salmoniformes, Salmonidae. The record is from RefSeq and is a predicted model, not a curated record. Gene Ontology annotation, biological process: Golgi vesicle transport; intracellular transport; actin nucleation. Gene Ontology annotation, molecular function: actin binding.
AACAGUCCUUCAUAUGACUGGUACCCACACGAAAACACUGCAAGGCGGGGGAAAUCAUAAUCACUGUCCGUGGUGGUGCUGCUGUUGCGAGGGAGAGGGAACCGCAUCUCCCGAUGUCUUCAGGCUGCCCGGAUCGUUUGUUUAUCUGCGGCUCCCGGUUUAUUCGUGUCAACCCCGGCCUUUCUCGGUCGAUAGAAUGAAAGGAUGGCCAAGCGGCGAGAUGCGGACGAGGAGAACGGAGAGCUGAUCGGCCCUGCUGCGGUCCAGCGAGAUGCGACGCUGUAUCCCGGGAUGGCUAAAAUGGACGGAAUGGAGGAAAGAGGGGGAAGUGAACUGUCUUUAGAGGAGAUUUUAAUGCUCUACAGCCAACCGAUAAAUGAAGAGCAGGCUUGGGCAGUGUGUUACCAAUGCUGCGUAAACCUGGCUCAGGGACAUAGGAAGAAUUCUGGCCCAGCUGCCGGUGCAUCAGUGGUGGAUACUGCGAAAAGGAUUGAGGGACCACGGGAUGUGAGAAUUCAGAAAGACGGAGCUGUCAAAUUACAAUAUGAAGGCUGUGAUGGUAAAUCCAUCCCAGCCACAUCAACAGAGGUGAUUGAGUCUCUGGGCAUCAUGAUCUACAAGGCGUUGGACUAUGGACUGAAGGAGAGCGAGGAGCGGGAGCUGAGCCCACCCCUGGAGCAGCUCAUAGACCUCAUGACCAACAUGGGCGAGGCUGAGAGAGACGCCUGCCCUGACGAAGGCUACGAGGCCACCGAGGAAGAGGAGGAGGCCGAAGACGACCCCAUCAACAUCUGUAAUGUCCGUGGCUACAGGGACAUCCUGAAGAUGUGUGUGUCUCACCUCCCCAGCCCUGGGGAUGCCCCCAGCCACUACCAGGCUGUGUGCCGUGCUCUCUACGCUGAGACCAGGGAGCUACGCUCAUUCCUGGAGAAGAUCAAGAGUGCCAAAGAGAAUCUUCGGAAGAUGGGUGGCGAGCCGUCUGAUGAUCCCAGCAGAGACCUAAAUGAGCUCCAGAAUGCAGACUGGGCUAAGUUCUGGAUGCAGGUGAUGGGAGACCUGCGGAACGGGGUGAAGCUGAAGAAGGUCCAGGAGCGCCAGUACAACCCUCUGGCCAUCGAGUUCCAGCUCACGCCCUACGAGAUGCUCAUGGAUGACAUCCGCUCCAAACGCUACAAACUACGCAAGGUCAUGGUAAACAACGACAUACCACCAAGGUUGAAGAAGAGUGCCCAUGAGGUCAUCCUAGACUUCAUCCGGUCCAGACCUCCUCUCAACCCUGCAGCAGCCAGGAAGCUGAAGCCCCAGCCCCAGGUUCCUCCCACCCUGCACGAGAGGAUCCUGGAUGAGAUCAAAUCUGAGAGGAAACUGAGACCUGUCUCUCCUGAUGUGAUCCGCAGGAGCAGGCUGGGUGGAGGCAUAUACUACAGCACUCCACAGUUGAUCCUUACACGUCAAGAUGUGUCCAGCCCUGAUGGCCGCAGGAAGACUACUAGCACCAUGACCCUCAGCAGUCUGUCCAAUGGGAGUCCAGGGACACCAGGGGGUGGAGCCCAGGCCUUAUGUCAGAGGAAGAGGCUGAAAGCGCCUACUUUGUCAGAACUGGACAGCUCCGACUCUGACGAUGACAUCACCAUUGGGGGUCGAAGGUCAGCCAGUAGCUCCAGUGUCUCUACAUCGGUGGUCGAUGACACAUCUCCAGAGUCUGUACUGGGCAGGAAGACUCCACCCAUGUUCCUGCCCAUCUCCUCCACCCCACAGCCUGAGAGAAGGCAGGCCCCCCAGAGGAGACACUCCAUUGAGAAGGAAACACCCACCAAUGUACGGCAGUUCAUACCCCCAUCCAGACAGAGCUCCAAGUCUCUGGAGGAGUUCUGUUUCCCAGUAGAGUGCUUGUCCCUGACGGUGGAAGAGGUGAUGCACAUCAGACAGGUGCUGGUCAAAGCAGACCUGGAGAAGUUCCAACAGUACAAGGACGUGUACAACGCUAUGAAGAAGGGAAAGCUUUGCUUCUGUUGCCGAUCCAAAAGGUUUUCCUUGUUCACCUGGUCCUACACCUGCCAGUUCUGCAAAAGGCCUGUGUGUUCACAGUGCUGUCAAAAAAUGAGGCUGCCCUCCAAGCCCUAUGCCAACCUGCCCAUAUAUUCCCUGGGCUCUACCACCACUCUACCCAGGGACCGGGUAGCAGCCCUGGGGAAAGCUGCCAGUAUAGCUGGUCCAUCAGCCACCCCAACAGCAGCAGCAAUUUCAGCAGGAAAAGGAAAAGCAACAGUUAAAGCAGCAGCCUCAGCAGCAGCAGCAGGACCAAGCAGAGCAGCAGCAGCAGGACAAAGCAGAGCAGCAGCAGCCCCCAAGCCUGAGAAACCCUCUACCAGCCACCACCACCUCAGCCUUCAGAAGACCAUGUCCAAGUUGUCUAAACACAGUAGUCUGGAGAAGUCCCAGUCCCGGGAUGAGGUGGAGCUCCCAGCGGAGCUGACGGAGGACUGGAGCACCAUGGAAGUGUGCGUGGACUGCAAGAAGUUCAUCCACGACAUCAUCUCCUCCAGCAAGCACAGCCUCUCCCUGGCCACCAAGCGGGCACGCUUAAAACGCAAGACCCAGUCCUUCUACAUGUCGUCUCCCAAGGGAGCUGAUUACCGACCCUCGGAAAGAACAAUCAACGAGGUCUAGACUCUCCCCUCGUCCUUGUCUACCUUCUCCACUGUCUUCUAGCUGCUCCCAGAACUUAUGGCACAAUACAGAACUCUGAGUGACUGGGUUUUGAGCUGGAUGACCGUGCUGCGAUCCGACCUAUACCAGUAGACGUGUCUAGUUUAGUCUGUCUGUCGAUGCUGUCAGAGCGGGCUGUGGACCUUUACUUUUCCUUGGAGAUAUGUGGACUGUGUAGUCAGUGCUGGUUGCCAUGUCCUCUGAUCGUCACAUACAGUACGAGUACUUUCAGACAAAAGGAUACUAGUCCAUUUUUAUACAAUAUUUUGCUCAGUAAUGUAAAUGUUCCCGUAAUGUUCUGCCAUAGAGAGGUGGUUAAGGACACUGAAUGAUCAAAUGUAAAGUAUGAGGUGGUGUAAAGAUUCAAAGCGGUAUGGCCUCAGUCACCCCCUAUACUGUGGUAGGAGCUACUCGCCCACAGAAAAAUCAAUGAGCACAAGGCAAAAUAACGCUCCAUGUUUGAGUUCCUCAGGCUGUACUAUUCAUUACAUUACAUUACAUUUAAGUCAUUUAGCAGACGCUCUUAUCCAGAGCGACUUACAAAUUGGUGCAUUCACCUUAUGACAUCCAGUGGAACAACCACUUUACAAUAGUGCAUCUAAAU